Molecule: messenger RNA, 453 nt
Organism: Acanthosepion pharaonis
Lineage: Eukaryota; Metazoa; Mollusca; Cephalopoda; Sepiida; Sepiidae
Source: the annotation of a GenBank genome assembly
AUGUUAAUUUUAAUUUUAACACCUCUCUUUUCUUUCUCUGGCCCCCUCUCUCCUCUCUCUCUCUCUCCCUCUCUGGCCUCUCUCUCUGGCCCCCCUCUCUCUCUCUGCUCUGGCCCCUCUCUGGCCCCUCUCUCCCCCCUCUCUCCCUCUGGCCCCUCUCUCUCACCCCCUCUCUCUCUCUCUCUCUCUCUCUCACCCCUCUCUCUCUCUCUCUGCACCCCCUCUCUCUCUCUCUCUGCACCCUCUCUCUCUCUCUCUCUCUGCACCCCCUCUCUCUCUCUCUCUGCACCCCUCUCUCUCUCAACACCUCUCUCACCCCUCUCUCUCUUCUCUCUCUGCACCCCUCUCUCUCUUUCUCUCUGCACCCCCUCUCUCUCUCUCUCUCUUCUCUGCCCCCCCUCUCUCUCUUUCUCUCUGCCCCCUCUCUCUUUCUCUGGCCCCCUCUCUCUCUAG